CUUGCGGUAGGCAGAUCGCCAUCAGAUGUUGUUGCUCGAUCCUUCCUCCUGAUCCUGCUCUUCGCCAGAGCCUGUCCGUUCCCUUCUGCACCUUUUCUGAAGCCUCUGUUAAUUUUUCUGGAGGAUCUCCAGAAAACUCCGGAUCUAUUCUUGUCGCACAUUUCUACUUUGUCCAAUCAUAGCGAUGAUCUUUCUUGA
Messenger RNA from Amoebophrya sp. A25, 198 nucleotides. The record is from the annotation of a GenBank genome assembly. Lineage: Eukaryota; Dinophyceae; Syndiniales; Amoebophryaceae.